CUCCUGCAGGGGGCAGUAGCGUUUAGAGCGGUACGUGGUCUGGUAACCGGAAACAAGAAGCCGAUGAAGUACUUCCGUUUGGUGUCGGCGUGAGCCGAUAACUAAGAACUUUAUUUUUUCAAUUUCCCGCUGGAGUCUUCAUGAAUAAAACCACAUAAAAAUCAGCAGCAGAGAUGGCGAGGAAUGCUGAGAAGGCCAUGACGGCCCUGGCUCGGUUCAGGCAGGCUCAGCUGGAGGAGGGAAAAGUCAAGGAGAGGAGGCCUUUCCUGGCAUCAGAAUGCAAUGAACGUCCUAAAGCUGAGAAAUGGAGACGACAGAUCAUCAGUGAGAUCUCAAAGAAAGUGGCUCAGAUCCAGAACGCUGGCCUCGGGGAGUUCAGGAUUCGGGAUCUGAACGAUGAGAUCAACAAACUGCUGAGAGAGAAACGUCACUGGGAGGUUCGGAUCAAGGAGCUGGGAGGACCCGACUAUGCGCGUGUCGGUCCGAAGAUGUUGGACCAUGAGGGGAAGGAGGUUCCAGGAAACCGAGGAUAUAAAUACUUUGGAGCAGCCAGAGACCUGCCCGGAGUCAGAGAGCUGUUUGAGAAGGAGCCUGCCCCAGCACUGAGGAAGACGAGGGCAGAACUGAUGAAGGACGUGGAUGCAGAAUAUUAUGGUUACAGAGACGAAGAUGACGGAGUCCUGCUUCCCUUGGAGACACAGUACGAGAAACAAGCUGUGUUGGAGGCGGUACAGAAAUGGAGAACCGAGAAGGAGUCUCAUCUGUCCGGAGACAAACAACAAAAGGAGGAGGAGGAGGAGGAAAGCAUCUACACAGUCCUCAACGAAGAGCCCUAUGAUGAGGAGAGCCAAGAGGAGCAGGAGGCAGAAGAGGGAGGAGUCACCUUCAUUGCACAUGUACCUGUACCCUCCCAGAGAGAGGUGGAGGAGGCUCUGGUCAGGAGGAAGAAGAUGGAGUUGUUGCAGCGUUACGCCAGUGAGACUCUUCAGGCUCAGAGUCAGGAAGCCAGAGCUCUGCUGGGACUCUGAGUCGUCCGUCUAUGACCUCUGUCAAUGUAAAUAUCAGCUCACUUUUGUAAUCAGCCUUGUUUCUUAUUAAAGUCUUAUUGACAU
This is a messenger RNA of Monopterus albus (swamp eel), 1112 nucleotides long. It is a transcript of the gene isy1, whose product is annotated as ISY1 splicing factor homolog. The coding region runs from base 174 to 1028 and encodes 284 amino acids. NCBI's taxonomy places the organism in Eukaryota, Metazoa, Chordata, Actinopteri, Synbranchiformes, Synbranchidae. Gene Ontology annotation, biological process: generation of catalytic spliceosome for second transesterification step. The record is from RefSeq and is a predicted model, not a curated record. The transcript has 11 exons.